GUGCCAGAAGCUAACAUGAGGUUUCCUUGCGGCCGGGACAAUGUGUUCAUGUCAGGGCCCCAGGCCGGUGGCUUAUUUGCAGCAUGGACUUCUGGCAGCAACUGGGUCAGCGAUCUGGAAAACAACAGUUUGGGAUUUAUUCUGGCUGAUUCUGGCUACGACGUUUGGAUCAGGAACAGCAGAGUCUACGAGGAGAUGGCUCAAAAGGAUCUUCCUGCUGCCAUAGACUUUAUCACUAAGACAACUGGUCAGGAGCAGAUCUUCUAUGUUGGCCAUUCUCAGGGGCCCACCCAUGGCUGCAGAUGGAACGACUGUGAAGCUGUUUCCCCGCUGCCUCCUGAGCAACAACCUGCAGUCAAGAUGGAGCAGCCGAUCUCUGUUUCUUCUCUGAAGAAGCUGGUGGCUGUUCCAGAUCACACUGACGUAUCACUAAGCCCAGAUGAGCGCGUGCGAGUGCUAAGCAAGUUGGGCUGUAACAUCACCAUCAAUGAAGACAUCACGCCAAGGCGAUAUUUCCGCUCGGGGGUGGAGAUGGAGAGGAUGGCGUCGGUGUAUUUGGAAGAAGGAAACCUUGAAAAUGCCUUUGUUCUCUACAACAAAUUUAUCACGUUAUUUGUAGAAAAACUGCCCGGACACAGAGACUAUCAGCAAUAUGAAAUUCCCGAAAAGCAAGAUAUAUUGACGAAACUCAAGGAAGUUGCAUUUCCAAGAACGGACGUGCUAAAGAAGGAUCUGCUGAAGAAAUACAACCUGGAAUACCAGGAGUACCUACAAGGCAUACACAAGCGGAAAUCGGAAUGCCUGAAGAAACUGGAGCAACAGCAGUUAAUAGAUGCGGAAAAAAAGCGCCUGGCGCAAUUACGCCAACAACAGAUCGAAACGGAACAGUUCAGCUUCUUCGAGGACCAGCUGCGGAAGCAGGACUUGAUCAGAGAUCAGCUGAAAAAUAAAGAUGCGCCAAAGGUGCCGGAGCAGAUUGAUGGCGGAAUGGUGACCUGCAUCUCUACCACCAAAUCCAGCUCUAAAGAACAGGCAAAGAGGAAUGAUGCCUCUAUCUAUUCCGGGCAGUCCCCUCCUGUGACUAGAGCCUUGAAACCAGCAGCUACACUGAGUGCUGUGCAGAAUGAAAUAGUGGAUGGCCUUCGGCUGGUUGCACUGCCCAGGGAUCUGUCCCACCGAUUUCUACAGUUGGCUGAAGCCAAUACUUCCAGAGGGAUCGAGACCUGUGGUAUCCUCUGUGGCAAACUGACUCACGAUGAAUUCACCAUCACCCAUGUGAUUGUACCAAAGCAGUCUGCGGGACCGGACUACUGUGACAUGGAGAAUGUGGAGGAACUAUUUAAUGUACAGGAUCAGCACAACCUCCUCACCCUGGGUUGGAUCCAUACGCAUCCAACUCAGACAGCGUUCCUAUCCAGCGUGGAUCUUCAUACUCACUGCUCCUAUCAGCUCAUGUUACCAGAAGCCAUUGCCAUUGUUUGUUCACCAAAGCACAAUGAUACUGGAAUCUUCCGACUCACUAGCGCCGGGAUGUUGGAGGUGUCUGCAUGUAAAAAGAAGGGCUUCCACCCUCACAGCAAAGAGCCCAGACAAUUCAAUACCUGCAGACACGUGAUGGUACGAGAUGCCGGUAUCACUGUUCUGGACCUGAGGUGAUGGCAACUCGGGGGCCACAUUCUCCACUGCAAUGGACUGAUUGGACAGCGGCUGACAGUUUUAUUGCCCCCUCCCCCUCUUUCUAGGAAUUCAAAUGGACUUUUUUUUUUUUUCUAAUUUAUACAUUUAAAUGUGAUAGUUUCCUAUUUAUUGCACCUGGAUAUUUUUGAGGUUGUUUUCUUGAUUUCUGUGACAAUUCCGGCUGUGCUGUAACAACCUGCACCAUCUUGUGUCUGUGCAUUUAGAUGGAGGGGCCUGGAAUUAAAGGAGACUUAAAUGAA
Xenopus laevis (African clawed frog) is the source of this 1937-nucleotide messenger RNA. RefSeq names its product STAM binding protein like 1 S homeolog (gene stambpl1.S). Gene Ontology annotation, cellular component: endosome; membrane. The coding region runs from base 16 to 1656 and encodes 546 amino acids. Gene Ontology annotation, biological process: protein deubiquitination; protein K63-linked deubiquitination. Gene Ontology annotation, molecular function: peptidase activity; K63-linked deubiquitinase activity; metal-dependent deubiquitinase activity. The transcript is spliced from 13 exons. The record is from RefSeq and is a predicted model, not a curated record. NCBI's taxonomy places the organism in Eukaryota, Metazoa, Chordata, Amphibia, Anura, Pipidae.